This is a messenger RNA of Sodiomyces alkalinus F11, 1116 nucleotides long. RefSeq names its product ribosomal protein S2. The record is from RefSeq and is a predicted model, not a curated record. Gene Ontology annotation, biological process: ribosomal small subunit assembly; cytoplasmic translation. The transcript has 2 exons. Gene Ontology annotation, cellular component: 90S preribosome; ribosome; cytosolic small ribosomal subunit. Gene Ontology annotation, molecular function: structural constituent of ribosome. Lineage: Eukaryota; Fungi; Ascomycota; Sordariomycetes; Glomerellales; Plectosphaerellaceae. The coding region runs from base 158 to 1030 and encodes 290 amino acids.
CACACAUUUUGGGAAUUUCGAAGCUACUCGCGAACUUUUCCCACCACCUCGACGACUAUACGAACUCUUUGCGCCGCGGCAGUCCAACUUUCUUCUCUCAAUCUGCCCUCCUCCCAAACCCCUUAAUCCUCGAGGAAGAAAGCACACUGCACUCAAAAUGGCGCCCUCUAACCUCCCCGCCAUCUUCAAUGCCACCUCCCAGGACAUUGAGAUGCUGCUUGCAGCUCAAUGCCACCUGGGCAGCAAGAACCUCCAGCUUCACAUGGAGCCUUACCUCUGGAAGACUCGCGCUGAUGGUGUGAACAUCAUCAACGUCGGAAAGACCUGGGAGAAGAUUGUUCUCGCCGCUCGCAUUAUCGCCGCCGUCGACAACCCCGCCGACAUUUGCGUCAUCUCCGCCCGUCCCUACGGCCAGCGUGCCGUCCUCAAGUUCGCCGCGCACACUGGUGCCGUCGCCAUCGCCGGUCGCUUCACCCCCGGUUCGUUCACCAACUACAUUACCCGCUCGUUCAAGGAGCCUCGCCUCAUCAUCGUCACCGACCCCCGCACCGAUGCCCAGUCCAUCCUCGAGGCCAGCUACGUCAACAUCCCCGUCAUUGCUCUCUGCGACACCGACUCGCCCACCGAGUUUGUCGACGUUGCCAUCCCCACCAACAACAAGGGUCGCCAUGCCAUCGGUCUCGUCUGGUGGAUGCUUGCCCGCGAGGUCCUCCGCCUCCGUGGCACCAUCUUCAGCCGUGACACUCCUUGGGACGUCAUGACUGAUCUGUACUUCUGUAUGUUCUUCUUUUCUCUCUCUCUCUCUUUCACCACCCUCUCUCAGCAUUCGACUUGGCCCUCCAAAAAAAAACCCCCCGCUUCGGAUGGCAAACAAGGGAGCGUGUUAUGUAUAAGGCUAACCUCAUUUCCACACAGACCGCGACCCCGAGGCCGAGGCCGAGGACAAGGUCGAGGAGGAGAAGCUCCCCGGCGUCGAGGAAGAGGGUGUCGUCGCCAUCGAGUCCGGCUUCCCCGCUGCCGGCGGCGAUGAGUGGAACGCCGCUCCCGCUGGCUUCACUGGUGCCGGCGGCAACUGGGAUGGCACUGGCGAUGAGUGGGCUGCCAGCAGCGCCGCGC